CAAAAAAAAAAAAAGACACGGGCGUCGUGCCCCCUCGCCGCCCCCCACUUCGCGCCCUCUUCCUCCUGCUGCUGUUUUCCAUUUCCUCCCCGUGCCAUGUCAAACUCACAGCGAGGCACAAGUACCCGCCCUCCGCCCAAUCAUUGCCCCUCCACCCAUCGAACUGCGAGCCUCUGGUCCCCCGCCCGGCUCUUGUCCUUCUGCUGAGCUCCUGGAUCUCCCCUUUUGUUCGCUUCUGUCCGUUCAUACUUCCCCUCAGGUACUCCUCGAUCUUUUACCCUUUCUCGCCCAUCUAUCCGAGAGAUCACGCGUUUCCAUGUGCAACCCCUGCCCUUUUGUUGCCCCCCUGCCCCUCUUCUGCGUUCUCACUCCUUCCCCAGAGCUACCUCGAUCACGAUCCCCCCAAAACUUGGUUAGUUAAUCUGGUCCCAAUCCCCUGUUGCUCUGGGCAAUUUGGGUUCUUGCACUUGCGUUUGCUCUGCUCCUCUCUCUGACUGUUUCGUCCACCUGCCGCACAGGCCGGCCGGACGAGGUCCAUCCAUCGUCGCUUGCUGUUCCAUUGAACAAUUCUCCUCCUCCUUCUUCUUGCCGCCGCUUCGUCGCUAUCCUUGACGCGUAGUAGCUGCUGCCGCUGGCCUUACCCAAAGGCGUCGGGUCUCUGCAUUGCAAGUUCAAGUUCGGGACAGCUUCAUCGCUCUUUGCCUCCCGUUGACUCCGAUAACUCGGAUUCGAUCUCCGCUUUCCGUGGUUUCCCGCGGCUUUGCUGAUCUGCUGCCCAAAAAAGGGGGCCAUUUGCCCAUUUCCUUAUGUCGGAGGAGGAGGCGUGUAUAUCCACGACGUGACGUGAUCUAAGCCAGCGCGGAGGAGUUGGGAGCUGUUCCUUGGAUCCGAUCCCGGCGAGGCGCCCGGUGAAGAUUCGGCGGCGGUCGGCCCGCCCGCCGCGAUGGGGAACACGUGCGUCGGCCCCAGCAUCACCAAGAAUGGCUUCUUCCAGUCCAUGUCCACCGUGCUGUGGAAGGCGCCGCAGGACGGCGACGCGCUGCCCGCCGCCGCCAAUGGCCCCGGCGGCGGCAGCCCGGGACGGUCGCCGCCGGCGGCGCUGCCGAAGCCGGCGUCCGACGUGCAGGUCGCGGUGCAGAGCAAGGCGCCUGAGCCCGUCAAGAUGGCCACCUCCCAGUCGGAGCCGGCGCCCAAGCCCGCCCAGCAGCAGCAGGACGCCAAGCCGGGCGCCGCCGCCGCCGCUGCCGCUGCCGCCAAGCCCAGCUCCAACUCGUCCGGCGAGGCGCCCAGGCCGCGUCCCAAGGUUCCGCAGGUGAAGCGCGUGUCCAGCGCCGGGCUACUCGUCGGCUCCGUGCUCAAGCGCAAGACGGAGAACCUCAAGGACAAGUACAGCCUGGGGCGUCGGCUCGGGCAGGGCCAGUUCGGCACCACGUACCUCUGCGUGGAGCGGAGCACGGGGAAGGAGUUCGCGUGCAAGUCCAUCCUCAAGCGGAAGCUCGUCACCGACGACGACGUCGAGGACGUGCGACGGGAGAUCCAGAUAAUGUACCACCUCGCCGGGCACCCCAACGUGAUCUCCAUCCGUGGCGCCUACGAGGACGCUGUCGCCGUGCACCUCGUCAUGGAGCUCUGCGCCGGCGGCGAGCUCUUCGACCGGAUCGUGCAGAGGGGGCACUACACCGAGAGGAAGGCCGCCGAGCUCGCCAGGGUCAUCGUCGGCGUCGUCGAGGUGUGCCACUCCAUGGGCGUCAUGCAUCGGGAUCUCAAGCCGGAGAACUUCCUCUUCGUUGACCAGAAGGAGGAGGCCGCCCUCAAGACUAUUGACUUUGGUCUCUCCAUUUUCUUCCGGCCUGGUCAAAUAUUCACUGAUGUUGUCGGUAGCCCUUACUACGUCGCACCAGAGGUCCUCAAGAAGAAAUAUGGUCCCGAGGCAGAUGUUUGGAGUGCUGGUGUAAUCAUUUACAUCUUGCUUUGUGGUGUGCCACCAUUCUGGGCAGAGAACGAGCAAGGUAUAUUUGAAGAGGUUUUACAUGGGAAACUUGAUUUUGAGUCAGAGCCGUGGCCUAGCAUCUCUGAAGGCGCCAAAGAUCUUGUGAGACGGAUGCUUAUUAGAGACCCAAAGAAGAGAUUGACUGCCCAUGAAGUUCUACGGCAUCCAUGGGUCCAGGUUGGUGGUCUGGCUCCUGAUAAGCCGUUGGAUUCUGCUGUUCUAUCCCGUAUGAAACAAUUCUCAGCCAUGAAUAAGCUGAAAAAGAUGGCUCUUAGGGUCAUUGCCGAGAACCUAUCCGAGGACGAGAUUGCCGGCCUGAAAGAAAUGUUCAAAAUGAUAGACGCGGACAACAGCGGGCAAAUCACCUUCGAAGAGCUGAAGGUCGGCUUGAAAAAGGUUGGCGCCAACCUCCAAGAGUCCGAGAUCUACGCCCUGAUGCAAGCAGCGGACGUGGAUAACAGCGGCACGAUCGACUACGGCGAGUUCAUAGCCGCGACGCUGCACCUGAACAAGGUGGAGCGGGAGGACCACCUGUUCGCGGCGUUCCAGUACUUCGACAAGGACGGCAGCGGGUACAUCACCGCCGACGAGCUGCAGCUGGCCUGCGAGGAGUUCGGGCUGGGCGACGUCAAGCUCGAGGACAUGAUCGGGGAGGUCGACCAGGACAACGACGGGCGCAUCGAUUACAACGAGUUCGUGGCGAUGAUGCAGAAGCCCACGCUGGGGCUCCCCAAGAAGACCGGCGGCCUGCAGAACAGCUUCAGCAUCGGCUUCAGGGAGGCGUUGAGGAUGAGCUAGAUACAAUAUAGCGCCUGUUUGUACGUGCUCCGGAGAGAGUUAUACUGCCUGUAGAUGGAGUGAGCGAGUACAGUUUCUGUAGAGACGGGUGAUGGUAACAGAUAACUGGUAAGGCGAUUGGUUUCGUAGGACUGAAUGAAAACGACUCGAGGAUGAAGCGGCGACGGCUCGAGGUGUGUACGUAGGCAGACAGAGGCAGGCCACUCCUGAAUCGGGUUCGAUUGUUUUGGUUACGCGUGAAGUACAGACGGUUUUGUUUGAUCCUGUAUACA
Messenger RNA from Setaria italica (foxtail millet), 3060 nucleotides. Its product is annotated as calcium-dependent protein kinase 10. The record is from RefSeq and is a predicted model, not a curated record. Gene Ontology annotation, cellular component: nucleus; cytoplasm. Gene Ontology annotation, molecular function: calcium/calmodulin-dependent protein kinase activity; calcium ion binding; calcium-dependent protein serine/threonine kinase activity. Gene Ontology annotation, biological process: peptidyl-serine phosphorylation; intracellular signal transduction; protein autophosphorylation. NCBI's taxonomy places the organism in Eukaryota, Viridiplantae, Streptophyta, Magnoliopsida, Poales, Poaceae. The transcript has 7 exons. The coding region runs from base 944 to 2788 and encodes 614 amino acids.